This is a messenger RNA of Beta vulgaris subsp. vulgaris (sugar beet), 1176 nucleotides long. RefSeq names its product protein EXORDIUM. The record is from RefSeq and is a predicted model, not a curated record. The coding region runs from base 70 to 1002 and encodes 310 amino acids. Lineage: Eukaryota; Viridiplantae; Streptophyta; Magnoliopsida; Caryophyllales; Amaranthaceae. The transcript has a single exon.
CUUUAGCAUUCUCUUCAUCCUAUCCUUAAUCAAAAUUAAUCAAGAUUCACAAAUCAACAACAAUAUUCCAUGGCAUCCUCUCUCAAAAUUCUAUACCUAGCCCUCUUUCUCUCCCUCUUUGGUUUUUCCUUGGCAACGAGUCGACUCACCGAGUCGACUCAGCCUAUGACCUUCCAAUACCAUAAGGGUCCUCUCCUUAAUGGCAAAAUUCAAAUCAACCUCAUUUGGUAUGGACAGUUCAAGCCUGCCCAACGUUCCAUCCUUUCUAACUUCAUUACUUCACUUUCUUCCUCCCAAGUUGAAGCCCAACCAUCUGUUGCCACGUGGUGGGAUUCCAUUGCCAAAUAUCACCACCUUGCUAAUCCCAAGACAAAAACAACUCCUCUAUCACUCUCAUUGGGAAAACAAGUUAUAGAUGAAGCAUAUUCACUUGGCAAGUCCUUAACCAACAAACACCUUAUAGACCUUGCAUCCAAAGGUGGUCAACAAGUCAACUCCAUCAACAUAGUGUUGACUGCAUCUGACGUGGCAGUUGAUGGGUUCUGCAGGAGUCGUUGUGGGACCCAUGGAUCAUCUUACAUCUCUAAAAACACUUCUAAAAAAUUUUACAUUUGGGUAGGAAACUCGGAGUCUCUAUGCCCGGGUCAAUGCGCAUGGCCCUUCCACCAACCCAUUUACGGCCCACAAAGCCCACCAUUGGUUGCGCCCAACAAUGAUGUGGGCCUGGAUGGGAUGAUUAUUAACUUGGCAUCACUUUUGGCAGGAACUGUUACAAACCCAUUUGGAAAUGGGUAUUACCAAGGCCCAAAAGAAGCCCCACUUGAAGCAGCUUCAGCUUGUUCUGGUGUGUAUGGGAAAGGGGCUUAUCCUGGUUAUGCUGGAAACCUCUUGGUGGACUCCACUACUGGUGCUAGCUAUAAUGCUAAUGGAAUCAAUAAAAGAAAAUAUUUGCUCCCUGCUUUGUAUGAUCCUACCACUUCUUCUUGCUCAACUUUGGUGUGAAAUGUUAAGACUAUUUCAGAUGAAACAAACAUAUGACGCAUGAUAAGUUUUCUUCAAUGUAUAGAUACUACGGUACUGUUAUAGAAGUUUUGUAAUGUCGUAUAAUUAAUUUUAUUCAAUUUUGUAUAGUUGUUUUUGUCUAGAUAUAAUAAAAAGUACUACAAGUUUUACCUA